AGCCUAUUACAAGUAACGUAACAAAAGGUUUAGUAUACUUUACCUAAUUACCUAUUACCUAUUAAACGGCUUGUAUAUGGACACAUAUAUGUUUUACUGUGUUAUAUGAGCAUUUAGACAUUUUUCGCAAAAGUAAAUAAAAGUGUUCUUCAAUUUAAACUCAUACGCCUGUAUCAGCCAGCCACAGGAGACCUAGCAGCUAAAUCGUUCCUCAUUGGAGAUAACCUUUCCUUAGUCGUAUCAAACUAAUUUUUACACUGUUUUUACAAAUUUAAUUUUUAAAGGGCAUACAAGCCUAUACGUCGUACGCGCCGACAGAACCAAGCGUAGAUUACCUUAGCAUAAACAAAAAAGCAAAAAAGAACGCGUCCGAAUUAUUCGAAAGACGUGAGCAAGCAAAGGAAGGACAGAAGCAUUUUUGUAGUACUUCGUUCCCUACGAAGCUACAUUUAUAUACUCGACGUCUUUUAAACACUAUAUUUCAUUUCUUGGAUAUCUUUUUUAUAGGUUAUGCUUUAUUUAAUAUGUGAUUAAAGUAUUUCGGUUACUUCACUUUUGUUGUAACAUUUUUUUUAUUGAAAAGUGGAGAUUCGUUCGUUUCGAUUGUUCAGACCGGUUCUUUCGUUUGAAGAGUGAGCACCUUACCCACUAUUGGAUGUAGUAUUAAAUUACAAGCUUGGCGAACAAGACGUACUCUUUAGAGCGAAUAUGUACCCUCUAACUAUUGUUAGUAGCACAUUGUAAGUUAAUGCCGAAAUUCUUAUGAUACUACAAUUGGGUCAAACUUGUUAUUGAACCAUACAAAAUGUAUUUUUACAUGCCUACUUGUUCCACUUUACAGGGAUACAUUUGUUCACAAAUGUGCUAUAUGUACAUACUUUACGGAUGCCUUUAUUUGUGUGUAACACGUUAAGGACGCGUAUAUGUAUCUAUAAACAUAUAUAUCCAUUCGUUUUAUCAGUACGAAGUGUUUUAUUACCUGAAGGUUUCAGCCUUAGUUUACCUAAACUACAACUAUUGACUUGCUAUAUCUCGAUGGCUAUGAUGCAAUUUCCAUGACGAUGUUAACAAGGUCAGUUUGAAUUGUAAGACAGAGAUUUAUUUACUUUUAGAAGUAGGUAUUUAGCGUAUAUCUGUUUUUAAGGUCUGUGUACGAAACUGUUUGAACGAAUGCAUCUUUACGUGUGUCCGGCUGAGUGGCUGAUUCUGGAUUCCUAUAAGCGCCGAUGUCAACCUACACCCAACCAACAAGGGGCACUUCUUCGCGCGAUGUUUGUGCAGUGGAGAGGAAGCAACUGGAGGGAGGGUAAGAGUGAGGCCCGCGGCGCGAAAUCAUCUCUACUCUAAGAAUGGAUACGACUUCAAUCGCAGAGUUCAAGACACAGAGAGGGUUAGUUAGAGAGACAGCGAAUGGAAAAAGAGAAGGAUAGCUCAUGCGGAGAGGCAUGUCUUCACAAAUGCUGUGUUAUUAUCUAUGCGGAUCAUAUGUAUGUGAAUGGAGGAGAGGGGCUGUGGGUCUGCCAGUUUUCUUGGAGCGUGCUGCGCGGCCCGGAAGUGCGCCAACUUUAAGAGUGUGUGUGGCUGGGCGUGAGUAUCUGCGUGUGUGGCCUUCUGCCCGUAUUGUUGCAUGUAGCCCUGCCGCCUUGCUGUGUGUCUAUGUACGGAGCGAGCAGACGAACAAGAAUGCGCCGGGGUAGACAACGAGGGGAAAAUGGGACGAAGAGGUGGUCGUCGACAUUCAAGUCGGCGCCAGCGUCGCGGCAUUGCGCGCUACCUAAGAACACUGAGGGAAACGGAGGAAGGAACGUAGUGGGAUAGGUAGAUAUUUCCCACCAAUACCGCAGCUACCCCUGGCGCACACUCAGCAUCCAUCUCAACGAAACGAAAUGAAAGGAACACAGUUCCAGGGCCAGGCAGGAGGCUGGAAAGAGUAGCGAGUGCACGCGAGGCCAACAGACAAGCAGUCGCCUCUUAGGGGCGCCUUUGUAUGAGCCUCCUUCACUGCCGCCACCGUCGCGGCCAUAGUCGCCAUUCAGGGAACAGAGUCAAGCUGAACAGAGCAGAAGACCAAGUCACUUCGAGACGGAGUUGAACGUCCUCGAACAGUUGGAGCUCGUCGCGGCCGCUGCUGCCUUCCGCCUCGUCGUCGCUAGUCAAAUCGGAAGACGCAGAGCAGUGCUAGAACGAUAACGGUGGCUUUUUCGGAAGCAAUAGAAGUGGCAGAAGCAGAAACAGCAGCUGUACGUCCUUUGGCAACAUCUCACGCUAACGAUGCUGCUCAAAGAGAAUAAAGCCAUUGUAUUUGGCGGUCAGGUAAAUUGACUGGGUAUUGAUUGCCGUUUUGCAUCGUGUUGCUCCUUUUCGUUGCCGACGGUCUUCGCUAGUAGGACCUUUACGCGACGGUUACUAGCGGUGCGACUGCUAAUCAGCAGCAGCACGUACAUACAUAAAUACAUCGAAGGGUGAACGGGCGUGUUGCUUGCUUCGUUCUCGAUCGCUAGUUAAAUUUAGUAAGUGCAUCGGAUGCGUAUAGGCUCGUACUGGUGCUCCUUUGUAAAGAUGAUGAAAAUAGGCUACUGCCUUGUACAUAAUACGUUAUUACUAGUGCCACCAUGUUCUUCUAAGCACGAAGUGAGGGAAAAAGUAUAAAAACGGAAUAGAAAAGGAAACGAAAUCGAUAAGAGUGACUUUUCAGUUAAAUUGCUAUUUCCGAACAAUGUUAGUGGUUAAGUGUGGAGGAUCGUGAGCGGCGUGACCGGUACGGCUGAACAGAGUUAUCCAACGAUACAGGAACAUUGUCGUGGUCUGAUUGUCGUAACAACUGACCUAUUCGUAAAACCGGCGGGAAUUUAACUGGACAGCACGGGCGGCGGAAAGGUUAUUCAUCGACCUCAUAAGUCGUGUGCGCAUAAAUGCGGACAAUAGACAAAUGCAGGCGGCCUCUAAUGCGGUUCCGUUUUAGGAAAGCCUUGCAUACAACCUACAGAUUUGUCGCUAACAAUAGCAAGAGCAGAACUGAUAAAACAGCUGUGGUGACAACGUUUGACAACAAAUGUGAUCUAGCCAAGAAGCGCUGCAGAAGUGUUCAAAGUACCUGAAUAUCAUAUGGAAAUACGGUACGAGACGGCUGCAGGCAGAUGACGAGUAGCGCGGGAAUAUAUAGGAACGGUCCAGCGAUCAGAGCCUUGGAUCUAUUCAAUAUGACAUACCGAAUCAACAUGGAUAUUAUAUAUUCAGUAUUGGACUACCUUCAUCUAAUAAGAAUAAGAUUUUAAUCGAGGUAAUCAAGUUCAAUGUAUCAACCAAAACUGCAUAGGUUGAGCUGUGCAAAUCGCAAUGCCAUUGUUCGGGAAACACAACAAGAACCCCGCUGAGGUGGUUAAAACACUGAAAGACGCCCUCAAUGCAUUGGACAAAGUGGAUAGAAAAGCUGAGAAAGAACAGCUACCUACAACGUUAGCGAAAGCCCUGAAGGUUCAGGAGGAUGUUUCAAAGAACCUUACCGUUAUGAAGAACGCACUUCAAGGAGCGAACCAAAGUGAUUCGCACGCUGAGGUGCAGGUGUCUCAGCUUGGUCAGGAGGUCUACAGUUCACACUUGCUUUUGCUACUGGUGCAAAACCUUUCGAAGAUCGAUUUCGAGGGCCGGAAAGACGCGGUUCACAUUUUCAAUAGCAUUCUUCAUCGUCAAAUCGGGACCCGACUACCGACUGUCGAAUACCUUUACCUCAAACCUCAAAUCUUGUUUUUACUCCUCAGUGGUUAUGAAACGCCUGACGUGGCCCUCAACUGCGGAGCAAUGCUCCGUGAAUGUAUAAAGCAUGAGGAUCUAGCCAAGUUGGUGCUAUGUUCGGAUGAAUAUUAUAAUUUAUUCAAGUAUGUGGAAUCUGUUUCGUUUGACAUCGCGACGGACUCAUUCUCGACGCUCAAAGACCUGCUCACUCGGCACAAACGGCUGGUGGCAGAGUUCCUCGAUCUGAAUUACGAACGGGUAAUUACUCACUAUCAAACGUUAGUCACAAGCGAAAAUUACGUGACACGACGACAGUCACUGAAAUUGCUCAGCGACCUGUUACUGGACAGAGCAAAUUACAACUUCAUGUCAAGGUAUAUCUCAAGUUCAGACAACUUGAAAUUGAUCAUGAAUAUGCUUAAGGAUAAAUCAAGGAAUAUACGGAUCGAAGCGUUCCACGUGUUCAAGGUCUUUGUCGCUAAUCCACAUAAGCCAAAGCCAAUUUUGGAUAUUUUGGUACGUAACCGAGAAAAGCUCGCAGACUUCCUAUCGCGUUUCCAAUUAGCGAAUGAAAAUGACGCCGGAGUUGAGCAGUUUAACGAGGAGAAGAACUAUGUGAUCCGGCAGAUCCGAGAGCUCAAACAGCCGACGGCGGCGACCGCUUCGCCGGCUGGAGUUGUUUCAUUGUCAGGGGUAAACAGCGUGGCUCAAGGGGGUGGUGGACCACCCCUGCCUCCACCGAAUCUGUCUUCAAAAGAAUCGUCUGAAUGAUCCGUACUGCACGCUGCUGCUCCUGCGCUAGGUGGUUCAAUACCAGUCGCUCCCACUUCAGACGAGAUUUUCCAGCAUCCUUCUUCGACUCAGACGCACCAGCACCGUUACGUGUACGAACGCCAGGUCGUAGUCGAGCAACAGCUCGUACUCACCCGGCAACAGCAGCAAAUGCACGUGUGCAGUCAACAGCAAUUAUUACCGCAACAAACUACCAUUGAACCCUUGCAAUCACAGAACCCUCAACAACAAUCGGGCCCCCAGCAGCAGCAGCAACAACAGCGUGUAACAAUGUAUAUAACCUACAACAAUGCUGAGAAGGAUAGUGCCGACAGCAGCACGAAUGACAAUGGUCCGGUUCUUGACGGCGUUGCGUCAGUUGGGGCAUUGUCAUUCGAUUAGGACCGACCUUGACGACUCUAGGUACCUACCAUGCGCGUAUUGUAUUCGUCAUUUUAACUGUUUUCGUAUUACAGUCACCGACUCUAAUAUAAUACAGUGACACCUGAGCAGAUAGUAACAACUCGAUCCCAACUAGACGUCGGACAACACAGAUGUCGCGCGCGGUCUCAGAUGACCCGCGCGUGUAGUCAUAGUUAUACAACAUUGGCGCGAGAGCAAUAAAACGCUACUUUAAGACGAUUCGCUGCAUUAUUAGAUAAUUGUAUGAAAUAUAGUCAUUUCGUUCGAAACUCGAAUGAAGGAACAGUUCGCCGUAACAAAAUCUUUCCAUCUGUUAUUAAUCGCGCUUAUACGAAUAGAGGCACAUUAUCUGUAACUCGUUCCUAACUAGGUAACAAACGAAACGGUUAGACGAACGUUGAUAUUCUUUUCGGAUCUGAACGACUUUAUGUACAUUUUUUGUGUGUAUACUACUCAGACAUUAUACAAAUAUAUAAACCUGAACUAACUCCAAACUUGAGUUCUGCAAAGCCGGGCGUAAACAAAUGUCAAGACAUCGUUCGUUUGCUACGAUCGAAAAUCGACGCGCUCGAAAAAUGUCAAUAAAAACAAACUAAGACUAAUGGUAAUAGUGACCUAUUUUUGUCUUGAUGAAGAGCGCACGUGAAAUCUUACCGAAGAGUUCAUUAUACACAAUCAAUUAUGACUAACUGGCCCUCCCGCAAUAAAAACUGAAUAGAAUAUAGUCAAGGAAGAUGCUGAAUAGCGGAAGUAUAUGUAUAUGAAAUGUUUAUGUAUGUUAAAAUAAGAAAGUUCGAGCAAUUUAUGUUGUUGUUACCCUAUAAAGAACUGUCCUCGGCUAAAUCUAAUAGAAGUUUGGUUAUGGAUAAUGGCCAGUCCGACCUUUGCAGUAGUUAAUAAUAUAUUAAUAGUAAUACGGUAAAUGUUUCGUUUUUCCGAAUGAUUUUUUACGAAAUAUUAUGUUGCUGCAUCGCAAUAAACAGAAAAAUGUCACUUAGCUUAGACCCACAGUUUGAACUGUAGAAGACUUUUUAGUUAGUAAGUUACUUGUAUCGACCAGAAUAGUAACCAAAACAGGAAUUGCUUUUAGGAGUUCUCAUAGACAAACCGAAUAAAAUUAUUAUCUAGAAGCAAAGCUAUGAAACGACUCGGUAUCAAAACUUGCCUUUACCAGUAAUCUUGAAUUAUUAACUGUAGUAUUUAGAUCUGAAACAAUGCUUAAAGAAAGUCCUCUACGUAACACUCGAAUCACGUAUCGACUCAUUUAUUCUGGUGUUUUUUCCAUACUUUUAUCUCGGAUUACUUUUCCAUAUGUGAAGUAAUGUUAUUCCGCUUAACAUCAUCAUGGCAUUCAUAAUGUAUUUGUACCAUACGACAAAUUUUUAGAUUGGCCGUAAAAAAUUCAGUCUUAAACAAUAGGCUUGUCCAACUGGCCACUUGUCUUCAACAUACAAGCAUCGAUCGCUUUGGAGUCAUGGUAGUAUUUAUACGUUAGUAUAAUUUAUCAUUUACUACAUAUGCGUAUUGAUCACUGGUGUUUUGUUCAAUUGGUAUACUUUUGAGACACACUCACGUGAGCUCGAAACACCCGUUAGUCCAGCCCAACGUUAGCUGUACGCGGAGCAUAUAUGGUGCUCUACUGCUUACAGAAACAGGCGAAACGAAUAUCUUCUCCUAAUAUAGAAUUAAUCCUGUAUAAACAUACCGGUAUGUGUGUAUAUGUUUGUGUACGUAUCAUUAGAACUUCGCGUGGGAGUCAGCGCGUUCAGACGUAGAUGAACUAUGUAUGUGUGUUGCUCCAUGAAGAGAGACGGGCUAGAAAGUAAACUUUAAAGGGUUGCGGAGAAUGGGUAAGAAGAGAAAUUCAGCAAAAAUAAGGGAUUCGCUUCACAGAGGUAUAAAACUUUCUCUACCAUCUUACUAACGGCGCCAAGCAAGUUGAACAACAAAGAAAAAAAACUUCAAGCUAUAGACGAGCCUUAAAGCAUCACGAUACUAAUGGUCUUAUAUCGAAAAAAUAGUGGCCGAUACGGUUCAUACGAUGUCAAAUCAUAAUAUAUCUAUUACACGCACAGGUGAUGAAACUUUAGCGCUACAGAUAAGCGGAAGAUAUUCUUUGAUAAAACAGAGUGCUAAAUACAGAGACAUUAAGAAACAUCACGUAAAGUAAAGCUUAUUACAUUAAGGUAACUCUUCAGCCACAUAAUAGCGGUACUAAUCAGUGAUAAUAGAUGAGUAAACGGCUGAUAUAAAUUUAUAAUAAUGAAGAUCAUUUGUUCAAAUGAAUGCAGAUUUGAGAGAACUGCAAUGAGAUUUUGUUUCAAUUUCCAAGGAAUAGCCAACUAGCAUUUAUAAUAAAUUCAGUUAGCUAGCGUAUAUUUAUAGAGAUGAGGUAAUUUUUAAGCGAACUAAAAUCAAAAUGCUCAUUAUAGAACUUCGCUCAACUUAAUUAAGUUCCCUUUAUAUAAGUUUUUGGCUAAGAAUUAUUAUUUGAUUCCGGGGCAUAUUUAUGUCGGCAAAUAAAUUUAAGGUAACAAGAAGUAUUGUAUGUGCUUCCAUUAUUCAGCAGCUUGCUCGCCUCCUGAUUAAGCACUGACAAAAUAUCCAUAUAGUUACUUCGUACAUUUAUGCAGACUGGAGAAAAAUUAGUGGACAUAUGUCUCAAAGACUGGUUGGCACUUAUUGGACAGAGUUAAUCAUAUGCGCCGUAUUGACCAUUCUGAGAACGUGUACAUUGAAUCAAGCUACAAGUGUUAGUAGCAAAGUCUCAUUCGAUAGACGAGCAUAUAAUUUGAAGCUCAGCAUUUAAUUUGACAUUUAUCAGCACUAAUAAUCAAUGAGGAAAAUAACUGUAUGAAGUACAUCUGUACAUUCAAGCCUAAACGAAGUUGGUGACGAAUGGCUUUGGCAAAUAAAACAUGAAAUGAUGUCUAAACAGA
This is a messenger RNA of Varroa destructor (honeybee mite), 7865 nucleotides long. Its product is annotated as protein Mo25-like. The record is from RefSeq and is a predicted model, not a curated record. Gene Ontology annotation, biological process: intracellular signal transduction. Gene Ontology annotation, molecular function: protein serine/threonine kinase activator activity. NCBI's taxonomy places the organism in Eukaryota, Metazoa, Arthropoda, Arachnida, Mesostigmata, Varroidae.